GCAUCAGCCGUCCAUCAAUCUCUAGUCUCAACAACCCCGUUUUUGGCGACAAUUCUCACAUAUCUAAUAGGUUUUGAAUUAUCCUCCAGAUCCCGGGAUUUAGGGCUGUCUAGGACCUCAAGACGUAAGCCCUGACGUUGGAAAGAUAUUUCAUAUUUCUUGACAACUUGGACAUGUGAACAUGGCCAGACUAACCCAAGAGAUUCAUACACACCCAAAUCCCAUGCAUAGCUAUGAAUGCAUACUUGGACUCAAACGACUUUCGAACUUUAUUGUGCCCUCAUGUAGUUUAAAUUAAAACGCCCAAGACCUGCAAAUGUGCUCAUAUCUGGUAUGAAUGGCUGCCGGCGACUCUCCUAGGUAUGAAACCUAUGAAUCUGGGCGAGGUGUGAUCUUGCAAGCCCGGUUUCCUUUAUUGCCCCGUAAUUGAAUGGUGAGGUGUCAAGCAAGACCCCAGGAAAACGGGGACGGGGCCAGAUUUCCAUGGGAAUCUCAAGAGCUCAUCUUGGGCACAAAGCCACUCGAGCAUUUUUUCCCGAUGCAUCCUGUUUACAUUGGACGAGAAAUGCCAUUCAUAAAUGUCCAACCAGAGAGGCAGAAAUGGGUCGGAAAAUUCGAUUGGACAGGCACAAUAGUGCAUCAUGUAUAUGACCGAUGAAAUUGAGUCGCAAAUCUGCUUUUACCAUCUCGAACGAAUCUCGGCGCGGCGGAUUGAGAUAUUGGCCGAAUGGUUUCGUUGUUUUUCACCCAGGACCGACGAGAGGUUGUCUUGAGCCGAGUUUAAAAGGGCCAGACAAAGGCAAUGUUCCUUUGUGCUCGUUGAGUAGGACAAAGAUGGGGCUGGGAUAUCGGAUCCUCGUUUUGGGCGUGUGACCAAUUCAAGAGGGAUUUUCUCUAUUAUCCUUUGAGGGAAGAAAAUCGGACUUUAAUGGAGGAUUGGACAUCAUGAUUUGAUUGAAAAUGAUGGAAGAAUGGGCUUGAACCCUCCUCGGCUUAACUCCACCCAAGUACUAUUUUUACGCGCCAAAGAUGCCCUUUUAUUUUCAAAGAAGAAAAUCCCCGGACUAAUAAAUAACAAGCGUCCUUGAAAACACGUAACGUGAAUGGCUGAAAUCAUUGCAUUUGAAGUAGGGAGCCAUCAAGCCGGCUGAUGGGUGUGGGCAGCCUCAAGCUCUGUUUGGAACGUCAAGAAUGUAAGCAAAUUGAACAACGUCUGUCCUUCAUUGUAUGCCUGCACAACUCCAUCAUAGAUGGGCUCACAGCCUUGGACGCUGACUUACGUGCCCCACUCGACCAAUGCUUUCUGGACCAUGAACAAUCUUGACGAGAUUAAUCAGUCAGAAAGCCAUCAUACCAAUAGUAAUACCCAAGGAAGUCUGGAAACUACAUAUUGCUUUGGGUGAUCGUGCGAAUUGACGUCGUCACUCCAGACGUCGAGCGAGUACAACACAAGAGGGACAUGCCAUCAUGAUGAUGGCUCACCAGGCCUCAGAGAGUUAAAUGUAACUUUGGAGUCAAACAAAAACACUGAUUGGCCUAAUGGGCAAGAGAGGAGGGAGCUUGGGCGGCGAAUUUACAUAAACACCCAACGCCAUUGGAACGUCGCACCACCCACCAGGAUCCUGAUGAUUCCAGUUCCUUUUCGGCUUCUUACUAUCUUCUCUCUCCUCUCUCUUUCUCCUUCUGCAUCUCCCCAAAAAUUCGGUGUUAAACAAAAAAAAAGCCGGAUUCUGACGUUUAAAGCAGGAUGCAAUAUCGAUCGAAAUUAGUGCAAACCUUGCCAUGAUCUACUAUGAUGUCGGAUUUAUUAUCCACCAGUGUGAGGUGCUAUAUGAUUGAUGCAAUCUUAGGGAGCUUGUUUGGUCACGAGAAUCCAGCCAACGAGUUGCAGAAAAAAACCUAAAGAAGCCACUUUGUGUGACUUUGGUAACUCAACAAACAUUGAAAGCCAUAGGAAAAUACACAAAUGAUUCGGUCUCUUUGUGAACUGGACUUGUUCAUGGACGACGGUGGACAUGGAUGGGUUACUUUCUCUUGAGAGUUGGCGAAUCAAAUAUUUGGAGCACGAGCGUCACUAGCAGAAUUAAGACGAUGUGUGUUUCUUAAAACCUGUUGUCAAGGUUGAACCUCCUGUAAAAAUUCCAUUGGUCCGAAUGAUGUCCGUUGAGCUGAGAAGUCCAUAAAAGUGUGCGUGACCACGUUUGUAGUUUGUACCCAAAAUAAGGUUCCAUCAUCAAGUCGCGGUCCACAAAAAAAGGACGAAGGACCUGUCAGUUGAUCAGCGGAGAAAGACCCACCUGCAGUCAUGGACCUGUCUCUCUACCUGGACUCAUCUCCUUAUCAUCAUCAUCAUCAUCAUCCACACUUUCAUCGUCCACCCAGUGCCCACCCUUUAUCACCCACGCCUUGCCACGCCUCCUACAAGGGCCCAAACUAUGGACUCAUGGUGCACGGAGCCUACCCGUUUAGUUCGCCCAUCUACUCGCCUCCGGAAUUCUCGUACAACGAGCCUUGGCAGAAGCCUCCGUACUCGUACAUUGCGCUCAUUGCCAUGUCCAUUUCAUCUAGUCCGAGUCGAAAGAUGACCCUUAACGAGAUCUAUCAGUUCAUCAUGUCCCGGUUCCCCUAUUACCUACACAAUCGGCAGGGUUGGCAAAACUCAAUCCGCCACAACUUGAGCUUGAAUGAGUGCUUCGUGAAGUUGCCCAGGGAUCGAAAAAAGUCCGGCAAAGGUGCUUACUGGACUCUGGCCACGUCCGCCUCGGAAAUGUUCGAACACGGCAAUUAUCGGCGCCGGAAGCGGAAAAUCAAAACCUUUGAAGAGCUUGCCAAUGUAAGUUCUCGGCCGCUUCAGUUGGCAUCGCAGGAGCCACCGCCUCACCAGUUAUAUCCUAAAAAUCUCUCACUGACCAAAUCCACAACCGUUCCCGAGACGAACUCCUUUACAAAUUCCGAGACCAAAGCCGAUCUCCGCCAUUAUCAUCCUUUUAGUAUUGAGCGCUUGGUUGGAAGUAAAUGACGAAACUGCAAAUCCGGUUAGGG
Messenger RNA from Tigriopus californicus, 3042 nucleotides. Its product is annotated as forkhead box protein L1-like. The transcript is spliced from 2 exons. The record is from RefSeq and is a predicted model, not a curated record. Lineage: Eukaryota; Metazoa; Arthropoda; Copepoda; Harpacticoida; Harpacticidae. Gene Ontology annotation, biological process: cell differentiation; anatomical structure morphogenesis; regulation of transcription by RNA polymerase II. Gene Ontology annotation, molecular function: RNA polymerase II cis-regulatory region sequence-specific DNA binding; DNA-binding transcription factor activity, RNA polymerase II-specific. The coding region runs from base 2306 to 3019 and encodes 237 amino acids.